Messenger RNA from Aphanomyces astaci, 540 nucleotides. RefSeq lists its product as hypothetical. The record is from RefSeq and is a predicted model, not a curated record. The transcript has a single exon. NCBI's taxonomy places the organism in Eukaryota, Oomycota, Saprolegniomycetes, Saprolegniales, Verrucalvaceae. Bases 1 to 540 code for a protein of 179 amino acids.
AUGCAACUGAUCCAUGACAACAUCGCUGUAGCUCAGCAGCGCCAAUCGUCUCAAGCCAACAAACAUGGCCGCUCCAACCUCUCGACUUUCGCCGCCGGCGACCAAGUCCUCCUCCUGAAGUCGGCGGUGCCCGUCCAUGCCUUCCGCACCCGCGAAGUCAGGAAGUCCUCCAACGUCAAGCUCGGUAGUGCUUGGCACGGCCCUUUUACCGUCCUCCGCGUGGUCAGUCCGACCUACUACAAACUCGAUGUGCCCACCUCAUCGCAGAUCCAUCCAACAUUUUAUGUGGGUAAACUCAAACAGUAUUUACCCACGACGGAUGUAGUGACGGCAAACAAUCCUUUGGAUUCCGUCGCGGCUCCUCUUCCUCUUCUGCCACCGUCGACUUCUCCACCUCCCCCCGCGUCCCCGGCGUUGAAGCCCGCGACAUCGCAAACCUUACAUCGGGUUCGCGCCGCAUAUUUACCCGGGCGGCGAUCCGUGCGACAGACCGAGCGUCCAAGCGCCCAUGCUUCUGUCGCCGCACGCCGGCGAAAUUAG